Molecule: messenger RNA, 1315 nt
Organism: Octodon degus (degu)
Lineage: Eukaryota; Metazoa; Chordata; Mammalia; Rodentia; Octodontidae
Gene: CUNH8orf33
Product: chromosome unknown C8orf33 homolog
Exons: 5
Coding region: 85-771 (228 amino acids)
Source: RefSeq, a predicted model, not a curated record
CCUGAGCAGCAGAAAUGUGUCCCCGGGAAGAAAUUUGAAGUUGGACGCGGUGCUCUACGUAACUUCCGGUAGCCACUCCAGCGCAUGGCGGCUCUAGGACAUCCUCUUCCGGAGGUGCCAGCAGCCUCGCGCCCGGUUAGUGCCCGUGCGCGCCGCAAAUCCCGGCGUCCCGGCCCAGUUCCCGGAGCCCCGAAUCCUUCUGUCUCCUUCAGUUCAGAACAACUCGAGGGCACUGACGUCGCCUCCAAGGUGCACCCCGUUGGCAGUGAAGGCGACGCAGUCUCGAGAAAACAGAAGAAGAAAGCCCAGAACAGAACCUCUGUGUCGAAUGGAGGCGAGAAGGCUCCGGGGAGGCCCGCCCCCGAGGAUGCCCCACCAAGCGCUGAGGCACAGGCAAGGGCAGAGCAGCUGGCCCGGGAACUGGCCUGGUGCGUGGAGAAGUUGGAGCUUGGCCUCAAGACGCAGAGACCCACCCCAAAACAGAAAGAGGAGGCUAUUGGAGCAAUCCGAACCCUGCGCAGUCAAAAAACUCCCUUGCCCCGGAAGAGACAGCUAAUGCACUCCUUGUUUGGGAACUACAGGGCUCAGAUGGAGGCUGAGUGGCUAGAGGCACUGCGAAAUCUCAGGGCAGCUGCUCAUGCAGCCCAGGUGCAGCCUGUAGGUGAGUCCGCCAGAAAGAAGAGCGGAAGAGUCUGCAGGCCUCGUCCAGGAGGGAGAGCCAAGGCCACCCUUGAUACUCCUGAUGAAGAGUUUAGGUUCAAUUUCUUUUAGCCUCCUCCCCAUCUUGGAACAGUUUUCACAUGGUAGGCUGUCCAGGUUUUAUUUUGAGAGCAGCAUCUUUCCAGUAACUCUGUCAGUGUAUGUGGAGUUGCCCUGUCUGUGGUUGGUCUAUGGAUGUGGGUCUAUGGCAUUUGGGCAGAUAUGAGACUGUCCGAUGAGCACAUGAUCCCAUUUGUAGGUUUUGUGAUGAAAUGUCCCUCUAACAAAAAGAGACAAAGGUGCAUUUAUAAAAUCUACAAUAAGGGCCAGGGAGAUGGCUCAGUAAAAUUGCAAGGGCCUGAGUUCAAUCCCUGGUUCUGUAAAAAAAGAAAAAGAAAAAUCUACAAUAAGCUUAAAUGUGUGUUGUAUGAAGAAAAUAGUACUCAUAAUCCAGGAUUUAAGUAGCUGACAAUGAUGAGGUUUUGUGGGAAAGCUCUGUGAUUAUACAUUGGACUCAUAUUUGAAAGGAUACCUUGUUCAUUUGCUGGGCAUGGUGGCACACACCUGUAAUCCUAGCACUUGGGAGACUGAGGCAGGAGGAUUGUUGCAAGUUCAA